This is a messenger RNA of Seminavis robusta, 1100 nucleotides long. NCBI's taxonomy places the organism in Eukaryota, Bacillariophyta, Bacillariophyceae, Naviculales, Naviculaceae. The record is from the annotation of a GenBank genome assembly.
CUAUUCCCACCACUCUCGAGCUCUCAUCCAGUUUUGGUUCCGAAAUGUGGUUGGUUACACCGUAGCACCUACCCUCCAAUACCAAGGUAGGAGGGUUGAAUCUUGAUGGUUUGGAUCGGGGAUCUGCAAGGUGACAGCCGCGAAAGAACAAGUUGGGCCAUGAUACUUCUCACAAAAUCAAGCAGCAAGCAACUAAAAACACAAGCAACUAAAAAACAUACUCCAGCAGGCACAACUUAGAAACCGCAGAAACCAGUCCCCAGAAACAUGAAGACUUACCAAUGCACCUACUUUCUUGCUGCACUCGCAACGCUGGCGUUGAGCGGUGCAAAUGGAGAGAUUACUGAUCAGUGCAGACAGGAGACAGCAACGUUGCAGGAGAACGAAGACCUCGGCCUGGCCUUUGAAGAACUGCUCCAAGAAUUCAAGGACGACGUAGAAAGUGUGUGUGACUUCAGUGUUUCUGGUGUGGACUGUGGUAUAGACUAUUCAGACGAGAAUGCAACGUUUUCUGCGCUCUGCACGGACGCCGGUGGCCAGAUCGUCGAUCAGAAUCUUCGCCUCAAUUGCGAGCUGGCUGGUGUCGAAUUUGGAAUUGGGGUGGGGAAAAUGCCGUUUUGUGUUGGUGCAUCCUGCAACUCCACAACUUGGGAAGCAAGUGACCUGAAUGACACAAGGGUCGAUAGUUUCCUUGAUGAAUUGUCGUUCUCGGGCUGUGAGGCCACCGUCAGCGCUGGGACACAGGUCGACCUCGUUGCUACCCUUGGUUUGGUCGGUGCAGCCAUGUUGGCAACUGUUGGAGGUGUUCUGUAAUAUAGCACCAUAGCAGUUGAGUAAACUAGAGAACCGGAAAUUUAAUAUGAGCGACAGUCAACGAGUCCUAAGCAUGUGCAGAUUAGCUUGUCGAGUCUAUGCCACAGGCAGAUUUUUGCCACAGAUCCACAUUUGCAACUGGGCCAAGCCGUACAAAGUUCAAACCAGAAGGAUAUUGCCCGUAGUUCAGUAAACCAUGCAGAGUAGGACAAGCGACAAUAUGAUAAUAAGCGACAGGUCAACGAGUCCGAAGCAGUUACAUAUGAUUAGCUUAUGAGUAUUUAUUU